This is a messenger RNA of Chilo suppressalis (striped riceborer), 981 nucleotides long. Lineage: Eukaryota; Metazoa; Arthropoda; Insecta; Lepidoptera; Crambidae. The record is from the annotation of a GenBank genome assembly.
AUGAAUUUGUUGUGCUUAACAUUUGUGACUAUUAUUUUAAUAGGAUGGGUGAACACUUACACCAUCACGGGCCAACCAGAGGGUAGGAUUAUUGGCGGACAUACAGCAAAACCUCACAGCCAUCCUUACAUGGUGUCCUUACAGCUAAGGUUCUUAUGGAUAAGGGCACAUGUUUGUGGCGGUUCUCUACUCAGCGAUAGAUGGAUUUUGACAGCUGCACAUUGCGUCACCAGCUCGUUUCUACUACGUUGGUUGAACAUUGACGCAGUGGCCGGCGCACACGACGUUGACUAUUACGGACCCAAUGCUCAGGUGUCCAAGAUUAUUGAACGUGCCCCACAUCCGAAAUAUGGAGGAGGCAUUGGACCAUAUGACAUCGCUAUGCUCAAGACUGAAAACAUAAUUAUUUUCACUAAGCAAAUCCAGCCAAUAAACCUACCGAUGAAUGUGGACCUAACCAACCCUGAUCUUAUAUUGCCCGGAUGGGGGACGCUGAGGACUACGAUGUUUAUUCCAGAUCUUCCCAGCAAACUGCAGGAGUUGAAAGUGACCUAUGUCCCUUUUGAAAAGUGCACUGAACAAAUUGAGAAAUUAUUAGAAAAGAAUGAAGACAAUCCCUUGGAUAAAGAAGCUAAUAUAUGCACCGGUCCAUUAGGAGGUGGCACAGCUGCUUGCAGUGGUGAUUCUGGGGGACCUCUAGUUCUACAUUUACCAAAACCAAUAGUAAAAAAUAGUGAUACCGACAAAGCUUCUACUGAAGAAAACGAUGAUAUUAAGAAAAAUAUAAUUGAUAACACUUCAAAUGAUAAACAAGACUACACAUACUUCGUAAAGCAGUCUAAGGAAAACAAUAAUUUCACUCCUGUUGUCGUUGGCGUAGUUUCUUGGGGUAUUUCUCCGUGUGGCGAAAAGGGUGCACCCACAGUUUUUACCAAUGUGUCUCAAUACAUGGACUUUGUCAAUAAAUACAUACACACUUAA